Molecule: messenger RNA, 2090 nt
Organism: Cydia pomonella (codling moth)
Lineage: Eukaryota; Metazoa; Arthropoda; Insecta; Lepidoptera; Tortricidae
Exons: 7
Coding region: 272-1483 (403 amino acids)
Molecular function (GO): peptidase inhibitor activity
Source: RefSeq, a predicted model, not a curated record
UUUGGUAGGUAUAAGCUUUUAUCGCUAACUGUACUGUUUAGGGUUAAAGGGGUAAAAAAAUCAAUGGGUACUGAUAAAAAAAAUAUAAUUAUACUUUUGUGAACUUAUUAUUGAGUUUCCUAUACUAUCCUUGUUGAUUAAGACUUAAGAAUUCAGAACCAAUUGAUUACAUUGCAUUGUGUUCAUUCAUUAUUUUUUAAUCGAUCACAAAUCGAUUUCAUUCGCCGAGCCUGGUCUCUAAGCAUAUUAAAUCACUUUACUUCAGAACGCAAUGAAACAUUUUCUUAUAUUUAUAUUGGUAAUCCCAUUAACGUUAAGUGAAUUUAACUAUGGCAAUAAUAGGGAGUACUUCGAAACGUAUAAACAGUGGCAUGACAGGGAUGUAAAUAACUGUAGACCUGGAUCUCCACAAGGAGGCUACGGACCUGGGCUAUCUAAUUGUCGUCUUAGUGCUACAAACAGUAAAACAACGGACUCAGGUAAAGAUAAGAAAGACAAGAAAUGUACAAGCAAAGAUCGGUUUAAGGCUGAAGAUGGCUGCAAUUGGUGCUUUUGUGAUAAAGAUUCUACCAUGUGCACUGCAAUGCGAUGUAUUAAGAAAUCAAAGAAGACGAGAUUAAUGUCCGACGUUGAGUCCUGUCAGAACAAACCUCUAGGCAAGUUCAAGUCUGAAGACGGGUGUAACUGGUGCUACUGUAUAGACACAAACACGCCGAUCUGCACACAGAUAGAGUGUUACAAACAGAAGCUUAGAAAGACGAAGGAUCCCAACGUCUGUUUAGCCAAGGACAGAAAACCAGGCAGAUUCCUGCACCCAGAUGGAUGCAAUUGGUGCUAUUGCAUUUCUUACUUACAAAUGUGUACGAUCAUGGCCUGUCCUAAACAGGAUGGGCAGUUAAACGAAGGGAUAAGUACGCAGUUCGUGUUCCGAAGUGGAAACUUCCGAUUUGUCGCUAAUGGAAAUUAUACCAUGAUUACAUUAACAUCUGGAAUGAGUAAAGGUACUGGAUCAUUGAAUAACUCCGUCAAGUCAAUACUGCCUAAAAAAGACUUUUUUGCUAAGAAUUUUAAGGAUUUCGGCAAAAAAAUCGACCCCUUACUGCCUGACAGAAACAAAGCUAAUGGCAAAAAGAAGCCAUCAUUAUUGCCUGACAACCUAUUUCCAAACUUCUUCAAAACAGACCCAGUUAAGACUUUACGGCCAAAAAAGAAUAUAUUUCUGAAUAAGAAAGGGUUACAAACGCCGACGAUAUUGACAAAUUGGUUUCCCGAUUAUGCUCACAUGGAUUACACGGAUAAUCUGUUGCUGCCUGAAAAGAUGACAUUGAAGAAGAAGUUAAAGAUGAAGUCGCUGAAAGAAUUGGCGCAGGAGUGUAAAGCAGGAAGCAAGUUCAAAGACCCGUUCGGAUGCAAUUGGUGCACAUGUGUAGAAGAUGGCGUCGUUAUUUGUGACCAAGACGAUUGUGAAGCUAAUAAAAAUUAAAUAUUGUGAUAUCCUAGAUCCCAAAGAUCCAAAAUCUUCAGCAAAACCGAGAUUGGUAGGCCGAACGUGAUCGGUUAAUUUUAUACACGAUUGUCAUUGGUCUAUGUCCUAGCAAUGUGCCAAAGACAAUUUUCAAAAAUUGCAAAGUUCCAAUGUAAUGUUCUCGGUAUUUUUUCUGCACAUUUAUUACCAAAUCUUCUAAGAGCUAGUUUCGGUUUCUAUGUAACUUGAAAUAGUCGCCAAUGAGUAACGUGAACGUUAAAUGAAACAGUGGUCAGCAGUUACGAACAUUGAGUAAUAAUCCCUAAUCUAAACGGUACUUUCUAAGCGGAAACAUGCUUAAGAAUUUCCCAUGUAAGUUUCCAGAAAUUUUGACAAUGUUUUGUAACUUGUACGUUACUACUAGGCACCCUGUUGUAGAGUUAGAGAGAUAAGAUGGCAGCAAUUUAGACUGUCCAGACAGUGCAAGUGUUAUUUUAAACGUCAAUAUCGCUGCCAACUUAGCUUGGUCUGGCUCACGAAGAAUUGUACUGUAACCCGUUGUUUUUAGCUUUUGUUGCUGCAUAUUUUGUUUAAUAUAUUGCUAUUGCAGUAUAAAAAAUAGAAA